CGGAGGGCCCAGGCGGGCGGCGGCCGGGGGAAGGUUCCGGGCCGCGGGGCUCCGUCUCCGGCCCUCCCCGAGCCCCCAGGCCUCGCUGCGAGGAGCCGGGGCCGGCAGCAGCCGAGGGCCGGGCGGAGGCCUCGUCCCACCGGGGCUCGGCGGCACCGAGGGCCCGGCAGCGGCGGCAGCAGCACCGCGGCCUGCGAGGUUGACCUGGCCUCCCUCCGCCCGGCCCGCGACGGCCGGGGACGGGGAAUCGCAGCGCAUUUGCGUUAGUGUUUCCCGUGUCGUUUUCACGACUUUUUAGUUAACCGUGCUCAGAAAGUACGCUCCUCCUCUCACACGCCUUCCUGUUGUAAAUGUAUGCUGCGAAUAACCAAAUCAGCAGCAAACGCGGCGUGCCAGGGCCUGGCGCGAAUAUUUGCCUCUUCCUUCAUCGGCUCUUUUGGGCUUCAAUAAGCAAAGCCCUGGUCUGUCACAACAGAAGAUAUCCUGCAUUGCAGUAAUUAUCGGUUUGUUCGAGGACUCAGCACAGAAGAUUAUGUGACAUGGUUGAAGGAGUACUGUGAAGCCUUUUCCAGUGAUCUGACUAAAAAUCCUGGAACCCAUUCCAGUUUCACGUACAGCGUGUGCUUUUGGAGUAAAUGAACACACUACAAGUAGCCUACAAACUCAUGCAGGGGAUCUGUUGAAAUACCUGAAGGAGAAAAGACAGCUGCUUUGUGUGUUGUGGGAAUAACAAUGACAGACCUUUAUCCAGACUGAGUCUUGGAAUUUCGUCUUUGGACAAGCUGCUUUGACAGAAGGCGAUCUGGUGGUGGUGGCUCCCGGAUGAGGCCAGGGACAGUGUGACGGUCGUCGGGACAGCCACGGCGGUUCUUUGUCCACUUCGGAGAGCCGAGGCCGCGGUCUGCUGCCAGCUCCGUGCGUUAGCUCCGCAGGGGAAGAGCCGCCCGCCAGACGUGAACGUCGCCCUGACAGGAGCUGCUGCACAAAUCGAGCGCGCUUCUGGAGGGAAAAAUCACAGUUUGUUUUGUGCUUAAUGAGGUAUUUACCGGGAAGCAAAGCAAGUUAAAAAUAGGGUGACAGUGACUUCAAAGAGAGCGCCUGACGUCUAAGAACGACACCUCUGCCAGCACUGGGUUUGGGAAUAUCAGCUGUGCCUGCACGCCAGAGCUGGAGCAGGCGUUUUGGCCGGCCCCGUAGGCGAGGCAGCGAAGCGCCGGCCUGGCAGGCGGCCCGGCAGAGGAGGAGUGUCUGGAGAGGGGACAUCGGCAUCGCGGCGAGGGACAGCGGCGAGCGGGGCCGUGCCGCGCCGGGGUGGCACCAUGGGGACCCCGUCCCCGCGGGCCGUGCUGCUGCUCGCCGUGCUGGCGGCGCUCCGCGCUCCCCCCGCGGCGCAGGGGCGGCCGAACUUCCUUGUCAUCCUGGCGGACGAUCUGGGCUGGGGGGACCUCGGGGCCAACUGGGCCGAGACGAAGGAGACGCCGAAUUUGGAUGAGCUGGCUGCCGAAGGGACGAGGUUCGUGGAUUUCCACUCGGCCGCCUCCACCUGCUCCCCGUCCCGCGCCUCGCUGCUCACGGGGCGCCUCGGGGCGCGCAACGGGGUGACCCACAACUUCGCCGUCACCUCGGCGGGCGGCCUGCCCCUCAACGAGACCACGCUGGCGGAGGUGCUGCGGGCGGCGGGGUACAGCACGGGGGCGAUAGGCAAAUGGCACCUGGGGCACCACGGCCGCCACCACCCCACUUCCCGCGGCUUCGACUAUUACUUCGGGAUCCCCUACAGCCACGACAUGGGCUGCACGGACACCCCCGGCUACAACGUGCCGCCAUGCCCGCCCUGCCCGCGGCACGGCGCCGCCACCAGCCCCGCCGACAAGGAGUGCUACACGGACGUGGCCCUUCCUCUCUUGGAGAACCUCACCAUCGUCCAGCAGCCCGUCAACCUCAGCAGCCUGACGGAGCGCUACGCGGAGGCGGCGGCGCGCUUCGUCCGGCGGGCAAGUGACAGCGGGCGCCCCUUCUUCCUCUACGCGGCGCUGGCCCACAUGCACGUGCCGCUGGAGGUGACCGCGCCGCCGGGCAGGACGGUCUACGGAGCCGCCCUGCGCGAGAUGGACGCCUUGGUGGGGCGGCUGCGGCGCCUCGCCGGCCCCGACACGCUGCUGUGGUUCACAGGUGACAACGGCCCUUGGGCGCAGAAGUGCGAGCUGGCGGGACGGCUGGGGCCGUUGGUGGGGGCCUGGCAGAGGACACGAGGUGGGAGCCCGGCCAAGCAGACGACGUGGGAAGGAGGGCACCGCGUCCCGGCGCUGGCGUAUUGGCCCGGCCGCGUCCCCGCCGCGCGGAGCAGCCGCGCCGUGCUGAGCACCCUGGACAUCUUCCCCACGCUGGUGGCCCUGGCUGGAGCGACGCUUCCCCCAAACCGGCGUUUUGACGGCUUGGACGUGUCCCCGGUUCUCUUUGGGCAGUCGGACGUGGGGCACAAGAUUCUGCUUCACCCCAACAGUGGGGCAGCUGGGAAGGACGGAGAGAUCGAGGCGCUGCGGCUGGCUCAGUACAAGGCGUUCUACACCACAGGAGGGGCGAAGGCUUGCGACGGAAGCGUUGGGCCAGAAGAGCGUCACCAGCCACCCCUCAUUUUCAAUCUGGAUCGUGAUAUCCAGGAACAGGAGCCUCUGGAUGUGGCAUCCGCAGAGUACCAGGCAGUGCUACCUGCAAUCAGCCGGGCUUACGCGCAGGCUCUGGAGGAUAUUGCAACAGACAACGUCUCGGUUGCAGAUUACUCCCGAGAUCCAGCAGCGAGGCCGUGCUGCAACGCGCAGCACGUGGCUUGCCGAUGCCAAGCACCUCCCGCAGCCUCGCUGGACCACAGCACCGAGAGAAGAGCAACGCGGCUUUGUCUUUAAGCAAAUAAUUGCCCGAGCUGCUCCUUUUCCGAUUCUGGUUUUGUGAAUUUGACUGUUGUUCCUACUGGCUCCAGGCUUGCGGUUGGCCAGAGGGCAGGGACGGAGGCUGCGGCUCGCUUUGCUCCGUGCCGUGCAGCAGUGUGGGUGAGUUAGUCGCGGGUCUGGGGGAGCAGGCGGAGGGGUCCCCUUGGGUGCAGCUCUGCACAGAGCAGGACUGUCCCCCCGGCUGCAGGAUUCCCCUGUGGCUGGAGGAGCAGGUCACUGCAGUACCUGGUGGCUCUGCGCACAAAAAGGCUUUUGGUGGGGCCCUUCGGAUGAGAAAACGUAAUAUUUUUUCAUUAAAACUGCCAUCUG
Molecule: messenger RNA, 3257 nt
Organism: Cygnus olor (mute swan)
Lineage: Eukaryota; Metazoa; Chordata; Aves; Anseriformes; Anatidae
Gene: ARSG
Product: arylsulfatase G
Molecular function (GO): arylsulfatase activity
Source: RefSeq, a predicted model, not a curated record